Phragmites australis (common reed) is the source of this 1374-nucleotide messenger RNA. RefSeq names its product peroxidase 72-like. Gene Ontology annotation, molecular function: peroxidase activity; heme binding. Bases 53 to 1096 code for a protein of 347 amino acids. The record is from RefSeq and is a predicted model, not a curated record. The transcript has 3 exons. Gene Ontology annotation, biological process: response to oxidative stress; hydrogen peroxide catabolic process. NCBI's taxonomy places the organism in Eukaryota, Viridiplantae, Streptophyta, Magnoliopsida, Poales, Poaceae.
CAAACCAGCUUCCUAGCUAGUGCCAUCGUUUGCAAGUGAUCGAAAGUCGGGGAUGGCGCGGCGUCAUUGGAGCAGCGGCCUCGCGGUCGCCGUCGCAGCGCUCGCCGUACUGUCCGUGCUCUGCUCCGGGCACCCGGUGCCGGUGCCGGGGCACGGCGGCGGUGGCGGCUUCGUCCCGCUGCAGCCGCACUUCUACGACCACACGUGCCCGCAGAUGCAGGCCAUCGUAGGGGCCAUCGUGGCGAAGGAGCACGCCAAGGACCCGCGCAUGGCGGCGUCCUUGCUGCGGAUGCACUUCCACGACUGCUUCGUGCAGGGCUGCGACGCGUCCGUGCUGCUCGACGCCGACGGCAGCGGCAGGUUCGCCACCGAGAAGCGGUCCAACCCGAACCGGGACUCGCUCAGGGGUUACGAGGUCAUCGACGAGAUCAAGGCCGCGCUCGAGCACGCCUGCCCGCACACCGUCUCCUGCGCCGACAUCGUCGCCAUCGCCGCCAGGGACUCCACCGUUCUGACCGGCGGACCCGGCUGGGAGGUGCCACUGGGGAGGAGGGACUCCCUGACGGCAAGCCUGAGCGGCUCCAACAACCUCAUCCCUGCUCCUAACGACACUCUCCCCACCAUCAUCGGCAAGUUCGCCAACCAAGGCCUCGACGUCGUCGACCUCGUCGCCCUCUCAGGAGCACACACCAUCGGCGACUCGCGGUGCGUCAGCUUCCGGCAGCGGCUGUACGGCCAGAACAGCAACGGGCAGGUGGACCUGACGCUGAGCGCCGGGUACGCGGCCGAGCUCCGCGCGCGGUGCCCGCGGUCGGGCGGCGACCAGAACCUGUUCGCGCUGGACCCGGUCAGCCAGUUCCGGUUCGACAACCAGUACUACCGCAACAUCCUGGCCAUGGACGGGCUGCUCAGCUCCGACGAGAUCCUGCUCACGCAGGGGCGCCAGACCAUGGAGCUCGUCCAUCGCUUCGCCGCCAGCCAGGAGCUCUUCUUCGAGCAGUUCGCCAGGUCCAUGGUGAAGAUGGGCAACAUCUCGCCGCUCACCGGGUACAGCGGCGAGAUCAGGAAGAGCUGCAGGAGGGUCAACCACUUCUAGGCCGGAGGAAGGACGACGCCGACGACCUUCCUCGCUGUCUCAUAUCUCCAUCACUCGUUCUCUCUCAGUCCCUCUCGUGCGUGUGAGAAUUCCAUGCAUUUUGGUACAAGCGUGCAGUGUAAAUGGUUGCGAUUGUGUUUCGUUGCUGCUCUCUCGUGUUUGAUUUUUCACUCGUGUAAUUUGCUAUUCGUGUACCAAGAAAUGAUACAAUAAAAACCAAUUGUUUCUGUCACUUGCUGAACUCAAAGUUAAGGAUCACGUGUACGUUGUUGAAUGUU